AUGUGCUGUUUCCUGCCGCAUAAAAGCUGCGGUGACCCGGGGCACUUUGCUCGAAAUUGCCCGAGUUCCAGUUCCGGGGGCGGUUGCUUCAACUGCGGUGAAGAGGGGCAAGUUCCCUUGAACCCAUAUAUUCAUGAACCGAAGAGAAUCACAGAACGGUCAACACUGACUUCAGAGUGCAACAGGCAUAAUAAGGCCGAAUGCCCCAAUCCUCGCAAAGGCAUGGGGGCAUGCUUUAACUGCGGUGAAGAAGGACAUUCAAAGGUUGAUUGCCCUAAUCCCCGAAAGACCAUGGGAGCAUGCUUCAAUUGUGGUGAAGAAGGGCAUUCAAAAGCGGACUGCACCAAGCCUCGUGUCUUCAAAGGAAUUUGCCGUAUCUGCUCGCAGGAGGGUCACCCUGCGUCGGCCUGUCCAGAGAGGCCUCCGGACAUUUGCAAGAAUUGUCACAUCGCACGGGACUGCAAGGCCAACCGCAAAUUCGACCUCAACCACGUUGCUGACCGACUGCCUGAUGAAGCUUGGGCAAUGAUGAAGGCUGCCAGCGAGGAGAAAGACCUUGUCGAGUUCCGAACGUCUUUGCAGGUGUACUCCAAGGCCGUCCCAGAUGCGACUUAUGCCGAUAUUGAGAAGAAAAUGCGUAAAGACAAAUUCAAAAUCUUCCUCAUUGGUCUAGAAAAGGAGCCCGAAGACAUCAUGAGUUUGAUUGACCUGCAGGGUCGACUGGACCAAAUGGGGCACAGUGCGCGUGGAUGUAAGCAAGAAAAGACCGAAACAGAGAAGAUUGAAAUCAAGUGUACCAACUGUGGCGGUCUUGGCCACCGUGUUCGUGACUGCAAGGAACAACGUCGAAGCAAGUAUGGAUGUCGCAACUGCGGUUCUGAGGACCAUGACGCCAAGGAGUGCCCAAAGCCACGCGACGCAGCUAAUGUUGAGUGUCGUCGAUGCAAUGAAACCGGCCACUUUGCCAAGGACUGCCCUCAAGCAUCUGAGCGUCCUGAUCGAGGCCCUCGAACCUGCCGUAACUGUGGAUCUGAAGAUCAUAUUGCUCGCGACUGUGACAUGCCGCGUGAUCCGUCCACCAUGACUUGCCGUAACUGCGAUCAGAGUAAGCACCGUAUUAUUCCCAAGACCAAGGGACUGCUGGACAUGGUGCACGAGAUUGUCCUCUGCCGAAGGACUGGUCCAGGGUCAAAUGCAACAGAUGUGGAGAGAGUACGUUAUUGGUAUAUAGGAGCUGAUAUCGAAGAUGAGCUAAUAAUCCUACAGUGGGUCACACUGUUCGCCGAUGCCCCCAGCCCGAGGAAAAUGAAGUCGAAAGUUCCUCGAUCGACUACUGCUAUAGUCACCGAGGAUGACCCCUGGGAGAGCGCUCAAUCAAUGCCUGCCAAAGAGCCGAGCAUGGUGGAGGAAAAAGGGGAUGAAUACGGUGCUGGGGGAGAGGAUGAUAUCGCGUACACACUCAAAGUCCAGUCUCUGCGGGAUCGACUGGCAAAUGUGGACUGGUGA
Penicillium macrosclerotiorum is the source of this 1506-nucleotide messenger RNA. RefSeq lists its product as uncharacterized. Gene Ontology annotation, biological process: positive regulation of cytoplasmic translation. The coding region runs from base 1 to 1506 and encodes 501 amino acids. The transcript is spliced from 12 exons. Gene Ontology annotation, molecular function: zinc ion binding; mRNA binding; single-stranded RNA binding. The record is from RefSeq and is a predicted model, not a curated record. Gene Ontology annotation, cellular component: cytoplasm. Lineage: Eukaryota; Fungi; Ascomycota; Eurotiomycetes; Eurotiales; Aspergillaceae.